Molecule: messenger RNA, 1967 nt
Organism: Manis javanica (Malayan pangolin)
Lineage: Eukaryota; Metazoa; Chordata; Mammalia; Pholidota; Manidae
Source: RefSeq, a predicted model, not a curated record
GGGCCACCCCCGGGCCCCGCCGGCUCCUCCCCCUGCUCCCCCUGCUCCCCGGGAAGGGGCAGGCCUGGCUCCCCGAGCAGCCGCCGCUCCUCCUCCCGGCGGGCAGGCCGGUGAGUCAGCUGACGCCGCGCUCAGCCCCGCCGCGCCGCGCUCCCCGCGCUCCCCCGAAGUGGCUGCGCGCCGGCCGCGCGCUCCCAGGCUUCGGGGCGCAGCGCAAGCGAUGUGCGCGCUCUGAAGCCACGCAGAGCUGCCGCCCGAGCGCUCGGCCCUUUGGACCCAACCCCCCGCACCGUCUCCGGCCCCUGCCCUCAGCCCGCCCCAGAGCCACUCGGGGUGCGUGCGUGCGGGAGCCGGGGGUCACCGGCUCUCCGGGAUGGCUUCCAAUUUCAAUGACAUAGUGAAGCAAGGGUACGUGAGGAUCCGGAGCAGACGCCUCGGGAUUUAUCAACGAUGCUGGUUAGUAUUCAAGAAAGCUUCUAGCAAAGGUCCAAAAAGACUGGAGAAAUUUUCUGAUGAGCGUGCCGCGUAUUUUCGGUGUUAUCAUAAGGUUACAGAACUCAACAAGGUGAAGAACGUAGCGCGACUGCCAAAGAGCACCAAGAAGCAUGCCGUAGGGAUUUACUUCGACGACGACACCGCCAAGACCUUUGCUUGCGAAUCAGAUCUCGAGGCUGACGAAUGGUGCAAAGUACUCCAGAUGGAGUGUGUAGGGACGCGGGUCAAUGACAUCAGCCUCGGAGAGCCUGACUUACUGGCUACUGGGGUUGAGAGAGAACAGAGUGAGAGAUUCAAUGUGUAUUUGAUGCCAUCUCCUAACUUAGAUGUACAUGGCGAAUGUGCCUUGCAGAUUACAUACGAGCACAUCUGUCUUUGGGACGUGCAGAAUCCCAGAGUCAAACUCCUGUCUUGGCCGCUAAGCGCCCUGCGGCGGUACGGACGAGACGUUGCUUGGUUCACUUUUGAGGCAGGAAGGAUGUGUGAGACUGGUGAAGGGCUGUUUAUCUUCCAAACGCGAGAUGGGGAGGCCAUCUACCAGAAAGUCCACUCUGCUGCCUUGGCCAUAGCUGAGCAGCAUGAGCGCUUACUACAGAGCGUGAAAAAUUCAAUGCUGCAGCUGAAGAUGAGCGAGCGAGCGGCCUCGCUGAGCACCGUGGCGCCUCUGCCCCGCAGCGCCUACUGGCAGCACAUCACCCGGCAGCACAGCACUGGGCAGCUCUACGGCCUGCAGGAUGUCUCCAGCCCUCUGAAGCUCCAUCGAACAGAGACUUUUCCCGCCUACCGACCUGAACACUGACAGUAACUUGUAAGAAUUGUUGUGUGACUGGCUUGUGCUGCGUCAGCCACAGAUGCGUCCAGGAGGUCGCAGGAUGACGGUGUGGGGAGCCACGGAGAAAAGAAUCUUAACGUGCUGGCUAUGUGUGGUCAUGGGGAAAUUCUGCAAUACAAUGUUUUUUUUCUUUUUUCUUUCUUUUUUUAAGAAAUCUUUGUGUGAUUGAAACAUGCUCUGUAGAUUCCAACUGUUUGUUCCCUCUUUUACAGUUGGGCAGAAGGACUCAAUACCCCAAAAUGAUUUUCUAUUGUAGAUACCAUGUCCUUGGCCCUUCUCUGAAUUGACCCUUUUGUGGAUGUUUGUGAUUUUUGCCUUCUGAGUGUUUCAAUGGUAUGAUGGUCAGUACUGACAAUAAAACGACUCUUAAUUAUUUGUUACUUGUUUAUACUGUAUUCCUCAGUUACUAAUAAUAAGGUUCUAGUUAAUUAUCAAAAUCGUAUUUUAUCAGAUUAUCAAUGAGUUAAAUCAGUGCUUCGUCUCACUCUAGUUAAGAAAUAACAACCGAAGGACCCUUUACUAUUCUUUAUGGGGUCACAGUUUCUCUCUCACCUGAUCACCCCUCCCUUUUUUUAAUGCUUUUAUUUUGUUUGGAGUACCUUCAUAAAACAUUUUAAAAUAAAAGAUCAUUCUUCACGCA